Messenger RNA from Nannospalax galili (Upper Galilee mountains blind mole rat), 1928 nucleotides. RefSeq names its product iodotyrosine deiodinase (gene Iyd). Lineage: Eukaryota; Metazoa; Chordata; Mammalia; Rodentia; Spalacidae. The transcript has 5 exons. Gene Ontology annotation, biological process: thyroid hormone metabolic process. The record is from RefSeq and is a predicted model, not a curated record. Bases 45 to 905 code for a protein of 286 amino acids. Gene Ontology annotation, molecular function: oxidoreductase activity.
UACCAGUGUGGGAGGUGCACACUUUUGGAAUCAGACUUCUGACCAUGUUUUUCCUCACUCCAGUCUUGGUAGCCAUUGUCUGCAUCUUGAUUGUGUGGAUCUUUAAAAAUGCUGAUAAGAGUCUAGAGAGAAAGAAGAAAGAGGCUGGAGCUCGUCCCUGGGUGGGUGAAGACUUAAAAGACAUCACUGACCUCCACCAAGUGGAAGAAGAAGAUGCUGAUGAAUGGCAAGAGUCAGAGGAGAGUGUGGAACACAUCCCAUUCUCCCACAUCAGGUAUCCGGAGCAGGAAAUGAAGAAGAGAUCUCGGGAAUUCUAUGAGAUGCUCAAUAAGAGACGGUCGGUCAGGUUCAUAAGCAACGAACAAGUUCCAAUGGAAGUCAUCGACAAUGUCAUCAAAGCAGCAGGAACAGCUCCAAGUGGUGCCCACACAGAGCCUUGGACCUUUGUGGUGGUGAAAGACCCAGACGUGAAGCAUAAAAUCCGGGAGAUUAUUGAGGAGGAAGAGGAGAUAAACUAUACAAAAAGAAUGGGUCACCGAUGGGUCACAGACCUGAAGAAACUGAGAACCAAUUGGAUUAAGGAAUACUUGGACACUGCCCCUGUUCUAAUUCUCAUUUUCAAACAAGUCCAUGGUUUUGCUGCAGAUGGCAAGAAAAAGGUUCACUAUUACAACGAGAUCAGCGUGUCCAUCGCGUGUGGCAUCCUGCUGGCCGCACUGCAGAAUGCAGGUCUGGUGACAGUCACCACCACUCCUCUCAACUGUGGCCCUCGUCUGAGGGUGCUCCUGGGCCGCCCCUCAAAUGAAAAGCUCCUGAUACUGCUUCCUGUGGGAUACCCCAGCCAAGAGGCCACAGUGCCCAACCUCAAGCGGAAAGCUCUGGACCAGAUCAUGGUGAUGGUGUAGUCAGGUGCUCACCAAGGAGACCUGGGACAACAUGUACAGGACAUGUACAGGAUGAGGUGCAUGGCCCAGAGGUGGUUGAAGCUAGCUUGCACUAGCACAUGGAAGCUGGUGUUUAAAUAUACUGGAAUUAUCCAAUGAGUUAUUUAACUAUUUGUAGCUUGAAAUGGCCCAGGGUGAAAGUAUUUACACCACAGUAGUUGGUAACAAUAACAAGCCAGUUUCAGUUUCUUAAAGAUACUGUUCACCACACAUAGCACCUCCUUCUUACUUCACCGCAUGAAAUACACUUAGCCUUUCUUUAGAUGACAGCAAAGCUGUUUGGAACUCCCUGAGCCAUAGGCAAAUAUCACACCUAGUCUUUCACCCAUCCCCUCCUAUCUGCUCUCCUAGGGGCCUUGUAUACACAGUUUUAUUCUUGUAGUUCAAGUAAUUCUUUAUCUAGCAAGUCGCCAUUGCUUCCUCCCCCUCCUCCUCCUCUUUCUUCUCCUCCCCAUCGUCCUCUCUUCCCCUUAUCCUCUUCAUCCUCCUCUUUCUCCUGCUUUUCUUCUUUGAACCUCAGCUGUGUCAUUGGUAAGAGAAAGAGCUGGUGCAGCCCUGUGUCAGAGAGAAGUAAAGCCUUUCUUUGCUCUAAAAUAUAAUUAAACAUUACAGGAACCAGCACCUUCAAACUUUGACAUUCUUUGAAAUAUCUAGAAGCAUUUUCUGUAAUCCCUCAAAUCUAUACAUAUCUUCAGUUUUCUCUACAUGCACUUUCUCUCACCUCUAUACAUUUUGACAGACUUUGUUACUAACAUUUAUUUAAAUUCUUAAAGAUGGUAGUAUUGUGAUGUGUGCCCUGCUUGCGUUUAUUGAAAUGAGCUCUGUUUUAACAGUACUGGGCGUUAGUAGAUUCACGUGGGCUGGAAUUAUUGUACAAUUAUUGUACACCACAUUGUUUUAUUGGAACAAGAUGUUCUGAGUUUCAAGUAUCAGAGUAAUAAACACACUUUGCCAUCACAAUGUAAAUAAAUUACAUUUUUAAAC